UAUUCAAGGACAGAAAAGUAUGCCUGGGAUGUCAAGAUAUACGUUGUACUGUAUCCUGCCACGUGCCAUCCAUUUAGUAGUAUGGCAUAUCAAUUCAUAGAUCACGGCUAUAUAUAGGCAUUAAUUUGUGCCGUCUCUUGGAUAUAUUUGCAUGCUUGAGAUAGCUGUUUUGUUGCUUUACAAGGUUUACUUCUUGCUGAUUCUGGCUUGGUGCCAGCAGCUGUAGCCAUGACACUGAUUUAAUUAACUUCUUGGAUGAAGUGCAAUGGGAUGACAUUAGCUGUGCAGUGGUUAAGUUCUUGCCAAUUUCUGCUCGUUCCAAAUAAGCAAUCUUUGAUGUGCCGAUCUUAAUUGCCAAGAUAACAGAGGAUAAAUCCCAUCCGGGCGAGUCCUGGAUGCGCGUCCAUCAAUCCAUCACGGUAAGCAAAGAUGUCUGGCAACGGCGACUCACCGGCGGCUGCUGCCACCACGCCGAGGUCUCGUCUGCCGCGGUGGACACGGCACGAGACGAUGGUGCUGAUCCAGGCGAAGCACGCGACCGAGCGGCGGGCGGCGCAGCCGGUGCGGCUCAAGUGGGCUGUGGUGUCGGCCUACUGCCGGCGGCACGGCGUGGAGCGUGGGCCCAUGCAGUGCCGCAAGCGCUGGGGCAACCUCUCCUGGGACCUCAAGAAGAUCGUCGCAUGGGAGAAGAACCUCGCCGCCGGCGCCGCCGCAGAGACGACGGCUGCGCCGCUCGGCCCGUCGUUCUGGGACAUGCGAGGGGAGGAGCGGCGCGGGAGGCAGCUGCCGUCCUCGUUCGACCGGGAGGUCUACGACGCUAUCGUCGGCGGCGCUAACACCAAGCUGCUGUCGUCGCCGGACUCCGGCGAGGAAAUGGACCUCGCCGAGGGCGGGGACGACGCGGACGAGCAUCCUACGCCGCCACCGCAGCCGAUCAUGGCCGUGCCCAUCUCAGUGAGGAUGUACGAGCCAGUGCCACCAGCCUCCUCCCAAUCUCAACAAGAAUGCUCUGAUCCAGUGACGGAGAGCGCCAAGAAACCGGCGUCAGAGAAGAACUCGACCUCGCAGCAGGACAGCGAGGCGACGUUCGGCGCAGGAGUCGGCGCUGCGGAUGGCACGGCCACGGCGACCGGGGCGACGACGAGCUUGGGGAGGCUGGUGGCGGAAGCGCUGGAGAGGGGGAACCGUGUGCUGGCGGAGCAGCUCGAGGCGCAGAGGGCGAGCUGGGACGCGGACAGGGAGCACCGCAGGGCGCUCCUCGGCGCCGUCAACAAGCUCGCCGAUGCCGUCGCCAGGAUCGCCGACAAGCUCUGAGGGAAGUAUGAAUCAAACCUGAUGCGUUAAUUUGUUCAUCGUCGUCAAAUUCUGAGGAAGGAUCGCAAAGAAGUAGUUCAGGUGCAUUCGGAAAUUCAGAAUACUUGCCAGUAGCUGGAUUUAAACGAUACUCCGUACCUUUCCCUUUGAUAUUGAAAAUUUUCGCCUGUCAGAUUAUAUACUGGUAGUAGUUAUUAAUGAAAUGGUGAACUGGGUUCAGUGAGUUAA
This is a messenger RNA of Lolium perenne, 1542 nucleotides long. RefSeq names its product trihelix transcription factor ASR3. NCBI's taxonomy places the organism in Eukaryota, Viridiplantae, Streptophyta, Magnoliopsida, Poales, Poaceae. The record is from RefSeq and is a predicted model, not a curated record.